Molecule: messenger RNA, 1039 nt
Organism: Durotheca rogersii
Lineage: Eukaryota; Fungi; Ascomycota; Sordariomycetes; Xylariales; Xylariaceae
Product: ADP-ribosylation factor 6
Exons: 3
Coding region: 239-799 (186 amino acids)
Biological process (GO): vesicle-mediated transport; intracellular protein transport
Cellular component (GO): cytoplasm
Molecular function (GO): GTPase activity; GTP binding
Source: RefSeq, a predicted model, not a curated record
CUCUCCCUGUCUUUCUCCCUGUCUCCUCCCUCCCCUUCUCCUCUGCCCCCCCCAGACUCAACCUUAAACACCUUGUUCGACGACAGCGCAUUUGCCCUCGUCCUCAGCUCCCAAGAUCUUAUGUGGCCUCGUCCUUACCAGACAGAACAACAGGAAACGACGCUUUCCGCACCCUUUCCUUCGUUCCUAUCGACUUCAAAAUAAAGAGAAGAAGAAAAAAGCUACGCCCUAGGUCAAAAUGGGGGGUCAACUCUCAAAGAUGAUGGGCAAGAUCUUCGGGUCUAAGGAGAUGCGACUGCUGAUGUUGGGCCUCGAUGCCGCCGGCAAGACGACUAUCCUCUACAAGCUCAAGCUCGGCCAGGACGUCACCACGAUCCCUACCGUCGGAUUCAACGUCGAAACCGUUACAUACAAGAACGUUAAGUUCAACGUCUGGGAUGUCGGCGGCCAGGACAAGAUCCGUCCCUUAUGGAGACAUUACUUCAGCGGAACCCAAGGUCUCAUCUUCGUCAUCGAUUCGUCGGACCGUGCGCGCAUGGACGAGGCGCGUCAAGAGCUGCAUCGCAUUAUCAACGACAGGGAGAUGAAGGACAGCCUUCUUCUUGUGUUCGCCAACAAGCAAGAUAUCCAAGACGCCAUGAAACCCCAAGAGGUAACCGAGGCGCUGCAGCUGUCCAAGCUAAAGGAUAAGAUCUGGUAUGUCGUGCCGAGUUGCGCGACGACUGGCGAGGGUCUACUCGAGGGUCUGGCGUGGCUAUCAAACAACGUUAAGGCGCCUCCCGCGCCGGCUAAGAAGUAGAGGUUCAAUUUGCGAUUCCGUUGAUACCCCGUCCCCCACGAGUUUUGUCAUCCUCUCUCCAUCCAUCAGAAUUAUACUACCCCCUCCGAGGCACGAAUACCGCUCGAAUUCCGUUCCGUUACCUUCCUGUCUGCUCAGCUGCCUGAUUGGACGCAUCACAUCUCGUCGCAUGGCUUUGCUCUAUUCGAUGAGGCACCCGUGCUUCGGUUUCAGGCGUUCGUCUAGCGCGGCACUCAAUAA